Molecule: messenger RNA, 4677 nt
Organism: Theileria equi strain WA
Lineage: Eukaryota; Apicomplexa; Aconoidasida; Piroplasmida; Theileriidae
Exons: 1
Coding region: 1-4677 (1558 amino acids)
Source: RefSeq, a predicted model, not a curated record
AUGAGUGGUGUGUUAACAUUAAAUUUAAGGUGUAGUGGAGAUAAGGGACAAUGUACCUGUGGCAGUGAUAUAACCGACCUAAAGGUCAAAAAGGAGACUAAUAUUGGUGGCGUCACUAACUUCAUCAAAUAUACACACCAUCUUGAAGGACACACCUUUAAGCUUAAUAUCACACUCAAAGAUGGAGAUCAGAUAAGGGGAGGUUUUACAGCAAGAAGGGGACAGCCCAUAAAAGACGUUGAAGAAGUUUCUGUUUAUUACUGGAGUGGAAAACCGGAUAAACCAAUCCUCCUUGGAAUUACCACUACUAGUGGUGAUAGACAACCAAAGUACUAUAGCAGAGGUGAUGGAUCAGGUCUGUCUUGGAUGAAUGCUCCAGUGGCUGAUAAAAAUCUGAAUGAACAAGAAGCACUUGAUGAUCAAAAUUGCCGAAGGAACCAAGCCGUCCCCUUUAACAUAAUAAGUUCUCAAUUUGGUUCUCUUCUAAAAGAGUCUAAAUCUAACUGUCUGAAUAAUUAUAGAAGGAUAGAACCUACAAGGCCACCUCCACCUUCCCCUCCAGGGAGUAACUAUAGCGUAACAACUUAUAAUAUAACCGGUCCUGCUGAGGAUACAAAAAUAUCGAGGGUAACUUUACGUGGUGAUUCUGUAAACAUUACUUUCAGAAAACAUGAUGCAAUUGAGAAAAUAAGACUAUAUUCAUAUCAGGGUAGUGGAGACGUACCUCUUAUGCUUGAGUUUAAACCAAAGAACGGAGGAGGUUCCACUUUUUAUGAAAGUACAAGCCAAGAUGGUAAUAACUGGAUAGAGGUUGGGGAUGGUAAGUCAAAGAACUUUUAUUCUGGAGAUAAAGGUAAUACUAAACCUACAGAUGUCCUUUCUGAGAAACUUGACGAAGUAUUAUGCAAACAGUACAACAAUGUUACUCUGGAUAUAUCCUAUGGUAAACAUAAUGGAGGUAAUAGUCAACAUUGUUGCAGCGAUCAUAAAGAUGGUAUAUCUGUUACUAGUGGAGAUAUAAAGGUAAAUGAUGAUACAAAGACUUCAUACUACAAAUACUCCUUACCUCAGGGACGACCUAAUCUAGCUGGUAUUAAGUAUUACAAUAAUAGUGACAGGAAGAAUAUAAAAAUAGGCGGACUGCCAUUUUCUGGUUCUAAUCCAAUCAAUGUCUAUGCCUUUUCCUGUACAGGGGAAAUUCCAGUUCUCAUUUAUGUCGACAGCAAAAGCGCUAUUUCUAGAGGAUGGUACAAAAAAGAGGAUAAUAGUGAUAACUGGAAAUGGAUCUCUGAACUGAUUGGUAUAAAACCCACUGAUUUUAAAGAUCUAACUUGCGUUAAAUGGAGGAAGCUCAGGAAACAUCUGACAGGGCCUAGUUGUAAUGGCUUAUCAGACUGUUCUUACAACGGUAAUACUCAAAAAGAAGCAGAAGAUGAAGAACAACUUAAACAAGAAGAAAAGAGGGAACAGGAGAAACGAAAUGAAGAAAUAAAAAAACAAACUCUUCCACUUCCCCAUGGAGCUCCUGUACCUGGACCCUCUCUAGGUACUGCAGACUCUAGUAGUUCCGGAAGUACUAGUGGAGUAAGAUCCAGAUCUUCUGGUGACACUGAUUCACAUUUACCUAAACAUCAAACUCAACUACAGAUAGUAGCGCAAUCAGAUCCGCAAAAAGUAACCAUUGAACUCAAACACAAGCCACCUAAUGACGGGAGUGUAAAAACUUAUACAGGAGCUUCUACCGGAGGUAGGACUAUUACUGUCACAAGAACUCCUGAUCCUACUCCUGACUUCUGUAAAUAUACUCAUAUUCAAAAUGGCGGACUACCGUUCGAACUAAAGGAAAUACAAAGGGAAGAUGACAGCAAGAUAGAUAUUUUUGGACUCAAUUUAAGAAGCGUCUCAUCGGUUUCUGCAUAUUAUUGGACUGGUAAAACGGAAAGAAACCCACUGUUGAUUGAUAUUUCAUAUAGUGACGGGAAGUUUAAGUAUUACGCUAAUAGUAAAGGCAAUAAAUGGAAUGUUACACAGGAGUAUAUAAAAACUGAAGCAUCAGGUAAACUUAGUGACUCUCAACUGCUCAAGGAACUCACUCUUCUAAAUUGUGAGAUCAACGAUGUUAUUCAAAUAGAUGUUACUAGGAUUCCAAACUCUGAUCAUACAGAAACUAUAUAUUGUCAUUAUGGACAUGAUGACAGUUAUAGUAAGAAAAUAAAGGUUGAGGAAGUAAGUGAUAGUGGAAGAUUUGGAAACUAUACUGCUUUUGUUCAUACUCCAAAUCCAUCUAUAAGGACGUUUAACAUAUCUGCAUUCACCAAAAACGGUACUCCUAUAACACUAAGUGGUCUUCGCCUACCUGUUAGAGAUGCUAACAAAGUAGUUGUAUAUUUCUGUCGAAGAGAAGUUGAUACUGGCACUAGUGCAAGGAAUCCUCUUCUAAUUUAUCUACCGAAUUCCGAUCAGGGAGAGCACUGGUUUAAAAAACCUGAGGAUAGUAGUAAUGAAUGGAAGCCAGCUUCUAGCUUAAAGAAUAGUUAUGAAUCCGAUUACACAAAGAUCAUUGAAAUACUGGAUGGACUAGAAAGUGCAUGCAAACCACCGGAAGUCACUAUAAACAUUUAUAACAGACUUACUGGAGGAACUCGCCAUUAUAACGAAACUAGCUGGGUUGAUGUAGAGGAUUCUUUAAACUCCAAUAUAAACGGUUUUACCGAAUAUACCCAUAAGGCAUAUGGUAUAAAAGGUAGCUACUUCACAGUUAAUAAGUUCCAAUGCGGUGAAAAGGAUAUUGAAUGUGGGUUGGAAAGAACUGAAAAGGUCACUUCAGUUUCAGUCUUCUACUGGACUGCCUUGGAGACUGAGAAAAGGGGUAGACCUCUUCUUGUCAAGGUGGUCAUAAAGAAUCCUACCGGAGGAAUAGUUAAUGAGAUGUACUAUGAGAACAUGGGUGUUGGGUCCGAUGAUAAUACUCAGUGGCAAUUGUGGAUUCCACCAGGAUAUCCUAAGAAUGCUCUGAAAGAUAAACUUACUCUCCUAAAUUGUGAUCUAAACCAUGUAGUAAACAUAGAUAUUAGCAGGACACGUGGUAACUAUUGUGGUCAUAGGCAUCACAAUGCUAAUAAAAAGGGUACUGUAAAGGAAGUAUGUGAGAAGAACCUAGGAAGAUACAAAGCCUUUGAACAUAAGCCAAAUGAGAAGGCUUAUACUGUAAACUCUAAUCCCAAGGCAUUUCACAUAUCAGAGUUUACAAGUGGGAAAGACAUAACACUUAAUGGCCUACCAACACCUAUUCUUGAUGCUAAGAAAGUUGUUGUCUACUUCUGUGGUAAGAUUCCCCUCUUGGUUUAUAUAUACUCUAAUGAUCUUAUGACUGGUCCUGAGAAAUGGUUUCAGAGUGAGGAUGGAGGAGGUACUUGGAGAUCUGCUUCUACCUUGAAUGGAAACAAUGGCGCUAACAAUGACGCCAUCGUCGGCCUUCUGGACACUCUUAACAGCCCAUGCAAACCCUCUUCUAUCACCAUAGACAUUUAUAAGAGAAGUUCUUCUGGAGCAACAUAUCAUCAAUAUACUGAUACAAGUUCCAGAAGAGUGAUUACUGUAACAGGUGUCAGGAAUAGCUCACCUGGCUUCAUUGAGUAUAGACAUGCAAUUCUUGGAAGGACUACAUUUACCAUUGAGAAGUUCCAAUAUAAUGAAAAGCCUGUUACAGGUGGUUUGAGUGUACCCAUGAGUAAAGUGGAGGAAGUCUCCGUAUACUAUUGGUUCCCUCUGGAAACUAUGGAGUAUAUGGACAAGAGUAGACCCCUUCUUUUCAAGGUUACCCUGCACGGUGGAGAUGAAAAAUGGUAUGAAAAUAACGCUGAAUGGAAAAGUGCUGAAGGAUCUGGAAUAUUUUCUCCAGACAAUUUCCAAAAGAAACUUCAGAUGCUCAAUUGCAAACUCAACUAUGCUGUAAUAAUAGAUGUCGGUAAGGCUACUACCACAGAAUAUGAUGCUUGUGAUGAUGAUAUGAGUCUGGAUAGGUUUCAUAGUAAUGAUAAGAUGAAGGUUGAAAAGGAUGAUACUCUCGGCAGUGAACUUGGUAAAUUCGUGGUUUAUACUCACAAACUAAAGGAUAAUAAUUCAUCUGGUACCAAGUUUCAUAUAGUAUCUUUUAAGAAUGGGUCUCAUAUAAUGAAUCUAAAUGGAGUGGUAACUCCAGUUCUGGAUGUGGACGUUGUGAAAGUAUACUUUUGCUCAAAGGAGCGAGAUAAGCCCCUCCUAAUAUACUAUCAUAUCUCUAAUGGAGGAUCACCUGAACAUCACUGGCAUCAGAAUAAUGGUGAUACUACUACUGGUAAAUGGGAACCUGCAGAAAAUGGUUUAUCCGACAACACUGAUCCAGAUUCUCCAGAAAACCACAGAAAGAUCCUCAAUGUAAUCAAUGGUCUUCCAACUAAAUGCAAACAGAGUACUCCUCCUACUGCUCUUACUUCUGAUUCUCCUCCCUCUCCUCCACCUUCUGCUGAACUUCCUCCUGAAGCAUCUCCUUUUGUUGAAACUGCCGCUACUGCUACUGGUCUUGGUGUAAUAUUUGGAUCAUCCUCAGGUACUCUUGCAGGAACUGGUUCUCUUACUGGACUUGGUUGGUGGAUGUUUAAACGUUCUAAAGGAGAUCCUUGGGUUAGACAGAUUUAA